Messenger RNA from Aspergillus calidoustus, 468 nucleotides. NCBI's taxonomy places the organism in Eukaryota, Fungi, Ascomycota, Eurotiomycetes, Eurotiales, Aspergillaceae. The record is from the annotation of a GenBank genome assembly.
AUGCCUCCAGCCUGCAACGUCAUCAAUAACCCUGGCUUCGAAGCCGGCCUCGAGAGCUGGACCACCAGCGGUCCCGCAACCGUCGUGACCGGCCCCGUCGCCUACGCCGGCGAGAACUUCCUCUCCCUCGAAACUACCGCAGACGCACCCACAAACACCGUCACCCAGGACCUCUACUGGCUCGACACAGCCAACGUCCACAACCUCACCGUCCAGGUCCGCGUCGAGGGCCCGAUCCCCGCCACCAGCCACUGCGAGGUGCGCGCGUACAUUGGCGAGGACGCCGACGCCGGCGAGUUUGCGUCGGAUAUCAUCUUCACUGGUGACGAGUGGGUUACCCUCCAGGGGUCGUUCCAGCCUACAGUCCGUGAUACGACUAUCACCCUUGUUGGGUACUGCGCCUUUGGGGAGAGUGAUGAGGAGUAUUUUAAUGUUUAUUUUGAUGAUGUUAUUGUUGCUGAUUGCUAA